Cercopithifilaria johnstoni is the source of this 1065-nucleotide messenger RNA. The record is from the annotation of a GenBank genome assembly. NCBI's taxonomy places the organism in Eukaryota, Metazoa, Nematoda, Chromadorea, Rhabditida, Onchocercidae.
AUGAGUAAUGCAACAUCUAAUCUAAUGAAAAAUAGUCACGUAGUUCAAAAUUAUGGAUCAACAACAAAUUUGGUUGAAGAAUUUCACUGUCACAGUGAUGAAAAUUUACAACCAACCAUCACCGAUCGACGAGCUAUUCGAACCCUUUGGGCAUCUAUUAUUAUUUGCUUAAUUUUUAUCAUUUCUGAAAUUAUCGGCGGUUAUUUAGCUCAUUCACUUGCAAUUAUCACUGAUGCAGCGCAUUUGUUAACUGAUUUUGCCAGUAUGUUGGUAUCAUUGUUUGCUCUUUACAUAUCCAAAAAACCCGCAUCACAACGAAUGAGUUUUGGUUGGCAUCGUGCAGAGGUAAUGGGUGCAUUUAUUUCCGUUUUUAUGAUUUGGAUUAUAACCGGAAUAUUAGUUUAUAUGGCUAUCGAUCGGAUCACUCGCCAUUCCUAUCAUAUUGAUGCUUCAAUUAUGGCAAUUACCGCAGCAUUGGGUGUUUUCGUUAAUUUCAUUAUGGCAAUAUUGCUUUAUUUUGGUGGACAUACACAUUCCCAUAAUGGUCAUUCGAAUUUAUCCCAUUCAACAAAUUCGGGUAGUACCACAAAUAUUAACAUACGGGCAGCGAUGAUUCAUGUUAUCGGGGAUUUAAUACAAAGUAUUGGAGUACUUAUUGCUGCGAUACUUAUUCUUUUCAAUGAAUCAUGGUCUAUAGCCGAUCCAAUUUGUACGAUAAUUUUUUCAAUUAUCGUCCUUUGUACGACAAUUUACAUCAUUCGAGAUGCGAUGUUUGUUCUACUUGAAGGUUCACCAUCAAGCAUUAAUUUUCGUACCGUAUUCGAUUCAUUGGAACGUAUUCAUGGUGUUGAAAAAGUGCACAAUUUACGAAUUUGGUCAUUAACGCUUGAUAAAAUAGCAAUAAGUGUACAUCUAGAAAUUACACCAGGCGCAAAUGCUCAAUGGAUUUUAAAGCAAACAACACAAAUGCUACGAGAUGAAUAUAAUGUACUGGAAAGUACGGUACAAAUUGAAGGCUAUGAUCCGGAAAAGCAAGAUUGCAAUCAAUGUAUACCACCAGCUUAA